AUGGCAAAACCUUAUAAGAAAUAUAAAUAUUUAAUAUAUUUCAAAUGUAAGAGAUAUGGUGUUGGUUCUUCUAGUGCCGCGUGUGGCACAAACAGUGGUAGACCAAAUGCCACGGUAGAGACUAUAGCAAGGGUUUUUCAAAGCAAUAUAGACAAGGAUGCAAAAGAGGGUGGUAAAGUUGGUCAUGUUAAUGAGGGGGAGUUGAAAGGAGAUUUAUCCGAGGCAAAAUUUGGAAAGGAUGGUACUAAAAUGGAUAGCGAUGCAUGUAAUCUUGAGAAAGAAAAACAUACUAAUGAUAAACGUACAUAUAGUGCUACGGCUGAUGGUAAUACUGACCAUGAUGGCCCCUGUACCGGAAAAGGUACAGGGAAAGAUAAAACGAACCAGAGAUUUGCUGUAGGACUACAAUGGAAAACGCGUACCGAUGUUAAUGAAGAGCACAAAAAAGUAUUAUUUCCUCCUAGAAGAUUAGAUAUGUGUACUUCGAACUUAGAAAAUUUGAAAACGGAAUAUGAAGGAUUUAAAGGUGAUAAAGCCAAGCAUUCAUUAUUGGGGGAUGUAAUGUUAGCAGCAAAAUAUGAAGCAGAAAAAAUAAUAGAACUCUAUAAACAAUAUAACCUAAAUGGCAAAAGUACUGUAUCUGACACCAAAGAUAAGAAGACAAUAUGUCGAUCUGUACGUAAUAGUUUUGCUGAUAUAGGGGAUAUAAUUAGAGGAAGAGAUAUAUGGACUAAAGAAAAUGGUAACGCAGAUUUGCAAAAACAUUUGAGAGAUAUAUUUGAUAAAAUUAAAAAAAACGCUACUCAAGGAAUCACGUAUUCCAAUGAAGAGGAUCCAUAUACCAAACUUAGAGAACACUGGUGGGAACUUAACAGAAAAGAUAUAUGGAAAGCAAUGGAUUGUGCACUAAAACAAAAUAAUAUAACAAACACAGAUUGUGAUUACAAUAAUGUUCAUAAGUGUCCACUUGAUGACUACAUCCCGCAACGUCUUCGUUGGUUAACCGAAUGGUCCGAGUGGUACUGCAAGGCACAAAAAGACGAGUAUGACAAGGUGAAACAGGUGUGUGACACAUGUAAAACUGGUACUAACAAUACAACAUGUAAUACCAGCAAAUAAUUAUAUGGAAAAGCAAAAUCUAGUAGUAGUAGUACUCCUAGUAAUGAUGAAAAUCAGAAAUAUCUUAAUGAAUUCUUAAAGAAAUUACAGAAAGAAAAUAAGAGUAAUACCACUUAUUCUACUGCUGAAGGAUAUAUACAGCAAGAACUAAAAAAUACUGAAUGUCAACAACAAAAAGAAUUCUGUGAUACUACUAGUGACAAAUAUGUGUUCCGCCAUCACCCUAGUGGUUACGUACAGGCGUGCGCGUGCGAUAGUUCGACACCGUGUGAUGUGGUGAAAUCACUUAUGCAGACAAAAGACACCAACACUGGUGCAAUAGGUGGGUGUAAUCCAAAAAUUAAGGAUGCACAAGACACAUCAUAUCCUAAAUGGACUUGUGAAGAUAAACAUUUUGAAACUGGUCAUACAAAUGCAUGUAUGCCACCUAGGAGACAAAAACUAUGUGUACAUUAUUUAUCAGAUAAUAGUGAAACACAAAAUAUAAAUAAACCUGAUGAUUUGAAAAAUGCUUUUAUUAAAACAGGAGCAGCAGAGACAUUUGUUCAUUGGCAGUAUUAUAUAAAAUAUGGUGGUAACAGUGAAGCAGAGAACCAGUUAAAAAGUGGAAAAAUACCUUCCGACUUCUUACGUUCUAUGAUGUAUACUUUUGGAGAUUUAAGAGAUUUAUGUUUGGAUAAAGAUAUAUCAGUAAACGAUGCAGGGAAGAAUCCUCAUGUGACGAAGGCAAGAAAUAAAAUAAGUGAAGUUUUCUCAAAAAGUGGCCAGGGUUCACAAAAAACCACACCUGAAAAAUGGUGGACAACAAAUGGUCCA
Molecule: messenger RNA, 1935 nt
Organism: Plasmodium adleri (nom. inval.)
Lineage: Eukaryota; Apicomplexa; Aconoidasida; Haemosporida; Plasmodiidae
Source: the annotation of a RefSeq genome assembly